Molecule: messenger RNA, 474 nt
Organism: Puccinia triticina
Lineage: Eukaryota; Fungi; Basidiomycota; Pucciniomycetes; Pucciniales; Pucciniaceae
Exons: 4
Coding region: 1-474 (157 amino acids)
Source: RefSeq, a predicted model, not a curated record
AUGGUUAACUUACUGAGAUUUUUUAUACUCCAAGCAAUUGGUUCAGUGGCUGGCAUACCUGUAGGAAGAGACACUUCGCCUGCUGCCACAGCAGUCCUUGCUGCUGAAGCGGAUCAUGGCAGUGGUGCUUUGGAGGCUCACUCCGCUGAGCAUGCCUUAGAUCCAAUCCCAAGCCAUCACAACCUACCAGCUGAAAAUCAAAUGGCUGUUAGGGAAUCCCCUCGUUUCCCAGAAGGAGACAGCAAAGGCGACAAAGAGCACAUAGUUGACAGCGAUGAAGAAGGGAGCACUUCCGAGAUGGACGCGUCUGCAAACGGGAAGGAGCACGCGGCAGAAGCGGAGGGCGAAAGGGAAGAGCGAGCGGGCCUAGUGGCCCUGGAAUCUCCGGCCGAUGGCGAUGACGGCGGCCAAGGCGGCGGGGAUUUUUUACCUGACCAUGAAAGUGGGGGACUUGCGUCUCUUGACAUGGGAUGA